Messenger RNA from Phyllostomus hastatus (greater spear-nosed bat), 4465 nucleotides. It is a transcript of the gene SLC4A10, whose product is annotated as solute carrier family 4 member 10. The transcript is spliced from 27 exons. Gene Ontology annotation, cellular component: plasma membrane; basolateral plasma membrane. Gene Ontology annotation, biological process: bicarbonate transport; monoatomic anion transport; regulation of intracellular pH. The record is from RefSeq and is a predicted model, not a curated record. Bases 151 to 3540 code for a protein of 1129 amino acids. Gene Ontology annotation, molecular function: sodium:bicarbonate symporter activity; solute:inorganic anion antiporter activity; monoatomic anion transmembrane transporter activity. Lineage: Eukaryota; Metazoa; Chordata; Mammalia; Chiroptera; Phyllostomidae.
UCGUGUAUGAGAUCUGAUAUCUUCAUUAUGGCUUAAAAAAAAUACCGGAAAAGAUACUGAUGGACUAAUCUGCUGUUUGAUGUUUUCUUCACUAGCCCUGAAGAUGCUGAGACAUAGAGAUGGCUGUGAUUAUCUUUUGUAAGACAGGAAAUGCAAUCUUUAGGGGUUUCUGGAAAUAGAAAGGUCAUGCAGUCUGGAACCUGUGAACCUUUUCAGUCUCUAAGUCAUCAGAGAAAUGAUGAAGAGGCAGUUGUGGAUAGGGGUGGAACUCGUUCUAUUCUCAAAACACACUUUGAGAAAGAAGAUUUAGAAGGUCAUCGGACACUAUUUAUUGGAGUUCAUGUGCCCCUGGGAGGAAGGAAAAGCCAUCGACGUCAUAGGCAUCGUGGUCAUAAACACAGGAAGAGAGACAGAGAGAGAGAUUCGGGAUUAGAUGAUGGAAGGGAGUCACCUUUCUUCGAUACCCCUUCACAGCGGGUACAGUUUAUUCUUGGAACUGAAGAUGAUGAUGAGGAGCACAUUCCUCAUGACCUUUUCACAGAGCUGGAUGAGAUUUGCUGGCGUGAAGGUGAAGAUGCUGAGUGGCGUGAAACAGCCAGGUGGUUGAAGUUUGAAGAAGAUGUGGAGGAUGGGGGAGAGAGGUGGAGCAAACCAUAUGUGGCCACUCUGUCAUUGCACAGCUUGUUUGAGUUGAGAAGUUGUAUUCUGAAUGGAACCGUGUUGCUGGACAUGCAUGCCAAUACUUUAGAAGAAAUUGCAGAUAUGGUCCUUGACCAACAAGUGAGCUCAGGUCAGCUCAAUGAAGAUGUGCGCCACAGAGUCCACGAAGCACUGAUGAAACAGCAUCACCACCAGAAUCAGAAAAAACUCACCAAUAGAAUCCCCAUUGUUCGUUCCUUUGCUGAUAUUGGCAAGAAACAAUCAGAACCAAAUUCCAUGGAUAAAAAUGCAGGUCAGGUUGUUUCUCCACAGUCUGCUCCAGCCUCUGUUGAAAAUAAAAAUGAUGUGAGCAGAGAAAACAGCACUGUUGACUUUAGCAAGGGACUGGGAGGCCAACAAAAGGGGCAUACUAGUCCAUGUGGGAUGAAACAAAGGCAAGAAAAAGGACCUCCACACCAGCAAGAGAGAGAGGUUGAUCUGCACUUUAUGAAAAAGAUUCCUCCAGGUGCUGAAGCUUCAAACAUCUUAGUGGGGGAGUUGGAGUUUUUGGAUCGAACUGUAGUUGCGUUUGUCAGGUUGUCUCCAGCUGUAUUGCUUCAAGGACUGGCUGAAGUCCCCAUCCCAACCAGAUUUUUGUUCAUUCUUCUGGGACCCCUGGGAAAGGGUCAACAGUACCAUGAGAUUGGCAGAUCAAUUGCAACCCUAAUGACAGAUGAGGUGUUUCAUGAUGUUGCUUACAAAGCUAAAGAUCGUAAUGACUUGGUUUCAGGAAUUGAUGAAUUUCUGGAUCAGGUUACUGUUCUCCCUCCUGGAGAAUGGGAUCCAAGCAUUCGUAUAGAGCCUCCAAAAAAUGUUCCUUCCCAGGAGAAGAGGAAGAUUCCUGCUGUACCAAAUGGAACAGCAGCUCACGGGGAAGCAGAGCCCCAUGGAGGACACAGUGGACCUGAACUCCAGCGAACAGGAAGGAUUUUUGGGGGACUUAUUUUAGAUAUCAAAAGAAAAGCUCCAUACUUCUGGAGUGACUUCAGAGAUGCUUUCAGCCUGCAGUGCUUAGCAUCUUUUCUAUUUCUCUACUGCGCGUGUAUGUCUCCUGUCAUCACAUUUGGAGGACUGCUGGGAGAAGCCACUGAAGGUCGUAUAAGUGCAAUCGAAUCUCUCUUUGGAGCAUCCAUGACUGGGAUAGCCUAUUCUCUCUUUGGUGGACAGCCUCUUACCAUAUUAGGCAGUACAGGACCAGUUUUGGUGUUUGAAAAGAUUUUGUUUAAGUUUUGCAAAGAAUAUGGGCUGUCAUACCUGUCUUUAAGAGCUAGUAUUGGACUUUGGACUGCAACCCUAUGUAUCAUACUUGUGGCUACGGAUGCAAGCUCCCUUGUUUGCUAUAUCACUCGGUUUACUGAAGAAGCUUUUGCUUCUCUUAUUUGCAUCAUUUUCAUUUAUGAAGCCCUAGAGAAGUUGUUUGAACUCAGUGAAGCAUAUCCAAUCAACAUGCAUAAUGAUUUGGAACUGCUGACACAGUACUCAUGUAACUGUGUGGAACCCCAUAAUCCCAGCAAUGACACACUAAAGGAAUGGAGGGAGUCCAAUGUUUCUGCCUCUGACAUAAUUUGGGAGAACCUAACUGUGUCAGAAUGCAAGUCUUUGCACGGAGAGUAUGUUGGACGAGCCUGCGGUCACGAUCACCCAUACGUCCCAGAUGUUCUGUUUUGGUCAGUGAUCCUGUUUUUCUCCACAGUUACUCUGUCAGCCACCCUGAAGCAGUUCAAGACCAGCCGCUAUUUUCCAACCAAGGUUCGAUCCAUAGUGAGUGACUUUGCUGUCUUUCUUACAAUUCUGUGUAUGGUUUUAAUUGAUUAUGCCAUUGGAAUCCCAUCUCCAAAACUACAAGUACCAAGUGUUUUCAAGCCCACCCGAGAUGACCGUGGCUGGUUCGUUACACCUGUAGGUCCAAAUCCAUGGUGGACAGUAAUAGCUGCUGUUAUUCCAGCUUUGCUUUGUACCAUUCUAAUUUUCAUGGACCAGCAGAUUACAGCUGUCAUCAUCAACAGAAAAGAGCAUAAGCUAAAGAAAGGUUGUGGAUACCACCUGGAUCUAUUAAUGGUGGCUGUCAUGCUUGGUGUGUGCUCCAUCAUGGGCCUGCCGUGGUUUGUAGCUGCCACUGUUCUCUCCAUCACUCAUGUCAACAGUCUAAAGCUGGAAUCAGAAUGUUCAGCUCCAGGAGAACAACCCAAAUUUCUUGGCAUUCGGGAGCAAAGAGUUACUGGACUUAUGAUUUUUAUUCUUAUGGGUUCAUCAGUCUUUAUGACCAGCAUUCUGAAGUUUAUUCCCAUGCCAGUGUUGUAUGGAGUAUUUCUUUAUAUGGGUGCUUCAUCUCUAAAGGGAAUUCAGUUUUUUGAUAGAAUAAAGCUCUUCUGGAUGCCUGCAAAACAUCAACCAGACUUUAUAUACCUAAGGCAUGUACCACUUCGAAAAGUCCAUCUCUUCACAGUCAUUCAGAUGAGUUGCCUUGUCCUUUUGUGGAUAAUAAAGGUUUCAAGAGCUGCUAUAGUCUUUCCCAUGAUGGUAUUAGCUCUGGUAUUUGUAAGAAAGUUGAUGGACUUUUUGUUUACCAAACGGGAACUCAGCUGGUUAGAUGAUUUAAUGCCUGAGAGUAAGAAAAAGAAACUAGAAGAUGCUGAAAAAGAAGAAGAACAAAGUAUGCUAGCUAUGGAAGAUGAGGGCACAGUACAACUGCCAUUGGAAGGGCAUUACAGAGAUGAUCCAUCUGUGAUCAAUAUUUCUGAUGAAAUGUCAAAGACUGCCUUGUGGAGGAACCUUCUGAUUACUGCUGAUAACUCAAAAGAUAAGGAGUCAAGCUUUCCUUCUAAAAGCUCCCCUUCCUAAUCACUCUAGAAGCUGAUUCCCCAAAGCACUGAAAGCCGAAAAGAGAAGAAAGCUGACUCACAGAAAGGUGUUGACAGGGAGACUUGUCUAUGACUUGAUCUUCAAUUUAUUUUUUAUAAAUAUAUGAGAAGAGUGCCACAAUUAUUAAUAAAACUGCUUUGAUCAUGUAUUGUAAAUUCUGUCUCUCAUCCCAAACCCACCUUCAUACUGUAAGUAGUGCACUACUUGUUUCAUUUCUGUGUUUAAACUUCUGAGCACUGAGACACCCUUGUGAGCAUUUACAGUAGCUAAUGCAAGAACCUCUGCAUUGCUUGUGUGUGUGAGGCAUUUGUAAACACUAGAUCCUCAUUGUCAGUUUUAUGAGAGCAAUAGCUUUCUUAAAGAGAUAAGUAAUAUUUACCUAGUUUGUAUUUUCUUACUGUAGUGACCUGAAGAUGCCUGGUAAUUUCAUUGAGAAGAAUUUUGAAAGGUAGUCUUAUUUUUUAUAGAUUAGCAUUAGUGACUUAUUUCAAAAGACCCAAAUCAAAAAUUUAGUUGGAAAGCAUUUUUUAAUAACUGAAUUAUGCACUUGCUUGAUUUAAUAUGAUACAUUUAAUACUUCAGAAUUUGUAUGUAACUAAAAUUUAAAUUUGACAAAAUACAGAGAGACCUAUUCACAACUUGUUUAAAAGAAUCAGACAUUAAUGCAAAGAGUCAAGUAGUAUUUGCUUAAGAUUCAAGUUGUGCUUACAUAAUCAAAUAUUAGUCUUGUAUGGAAAUUCUUUAGAAAACCAAGUUUUGUGAGAUUUCCCAAACACCUUUAUCAGAAAUGUGCUGUUAAAUUUCUCUCCUAUUGGCAACAGAUAUGUUCCAAAUAAACCUAUCAUAUAUAUAUAUGUGUGUGUGUGUGUAUAUAUAUAUACAUAUACAUACAUAUAUACAUAUA